GUAUGAAGGCGCAGCUCAAAGUCUUGUCACAAGACACCGCCAUCGUCAAUGCAGCCAGCAUCGCAGCAGUCAUGGGCCGCGACAAGAAUUCAAGCUAUUCGGCAAGCAAACAUGCGGUGCUUGGCCUGACGAGAAGUGCUGCUAAAGAGGUCGGGGUGAAGGGCAUUCGCGUCAACGCAAUCUGUCCGGGACGGAUUGAUACGCCCAUGGCAAGAAACGCUGCAGCAACUGCGACCGGUGGCACUGCGGCACCUCCGCCAAGCAAUACUGGAUUCCAGGGUAAUUUCGAUUUCAUCGCGUUGCGAAGGGAAGGCCGAGCAGAAGAGGUAGCAAAGUUGAUCGCUUUCUUACUUAGUGACGAGUCUUCGUACAUUUCUGGCCAAGGUAUCUCCAUCGACGGGGGUUGGUUUUGUUAGCUCUGAGAAGUGCCCAG
Verruconis gallopava is the source of this 433-nucleotide messenger RNA. RefSeq lists its product as uncharacterized. Gene Ontology annotation, molecular function: oxidoreductase activity. NCBI's taxonomy places the organism in Eukaryota, Fungi, Ascomycota, Dothideomycetes, Venturiales, Sympoventuriaceae. The annotation marks the transcript as partial. The transcript has a single exon. The record is from RefSeq and is a predicted model, not a curated record.